UUUGUCUUUCAAAAAAAAAAAUAAAAAAAAAUUCUCACACAAUUCUAACUUCUAACUCCAAAUUCAUGGCGAAACUCCUUCCAUUAUUGGAGUAACUCUGAAUUGAAUAAAGAAAAAGACACUAUUGGAAAAAAAAAAAAAAGAACAGAAUAUCACAAAGAUAACGAUUCAUGGGACCAAUACCAAACAAGUUGGAGAAGUAUUAUAUUUUUGGCAGGUAAAUUGCAAGAUUAACUAAAAACUUACCCUCAUUGCAACCAACACAAAGUUAGAAAAAUCAUGGCUGCUACUGCCACUGGUCUCUUCUUCCUUAGAACCUCUGCCUUCUCUUUCCCCUCUAAACACCACUCUGUUACUCUUUUUCACAAUAAAGUUCAUUCUUUUCCUCUCAGAGCAGCAAAUCUAGAAGGAAGUGAGAUAGAAGGAAAAGAGGAAGUGGGUGUAAGUGAAAAGAAGAAAAUAUUUGUUGCUGGUGCUACUGGGAACACUGGCAAGAGGAUUGUUGAGCAGCUUCUAGCAAAGGGUUUUGCUGUUAAGGCUGGGGUUCUUGAUAUUGAUAAGGCUAAAUCAACCUUACCUGGUCAAAACCCUCAUCUUCAAAUUGUGAAAGCAGAUGUCACAGAGGGAUCAGCAAGACUAGCUGACGCCAUUGGCAAUGAUUCAGAUGCAGUAAUAUGUGCUACAGGCUAUCGGCGUUCACUGGAUUUUUUUGCUCCAUGGAAGGUUGAUAACUUUGGCACGGUAAACCUUGUUGAAGCAUGCCGAACACUUGGUGUUAAGAGAUUCCUCCUUGUUAGUUCCAUUCUGGUCAAUGGAGCUGCAAUGGGCCAGUUGCUUAAUCCAGCGUAUGUAUUUCUCAAUGUUCUUGGACUGACGUUGAUAGCAAAGCUCCAAGCUGAACAGUACAUUCGGAAAUCUGGCAUCAACUACACAAUAAUAAGGCCUGGUGGGCUAAGAAACGAUCCUCCUCAAGGAAACAUCGUAAUGGAACAGGAGGAUACCCUUUAUGAAGGCUCAAUAUCUAGAGAUCAGGUAGCUGAAGUAGCAGUUGAGGCGUUACUCCAUCCAGAAUCUCAUUACAAAGUCGUGGAGAUAGUAGCUCGUACUGAUGCUCCUAAACGUUCAUUCAAGGAACUAUUCGGUUCCAUAAAGCAGCACUAGCUUGUCAAGAUGGUGUUUUCUGUCUAUGUUUAUAUACAUUAUUUGUAAAUAUAGUUACUCGAAGACCACAAUGCAACGAAUUUUACCGCGCAAGAUCCUUUGCUGCAA
Capsicum annuum is the source of this 1269-nucleotide messenger RNA. RefSeq lists its product as uncharacterized. The record is from RefSeq and is a predicted model, not a curated record. The transcript is spliced from 5 exons. Lineage: Eukaryota; Viridiplantae; Streptophyta; Magnoliopsida; Solanales; Solanaceae. Bases 280 to 1161 code for a protein of 293 amino acids.